This is a messenger RNA of Ixodes scapularis (black-legged tick), 818 nucleotides long. RefSeq lists its product as uncharacterized. Lineage: Eukaryota; Metazoa; Arthropoda; Arachnida; Ixodida; Ixodidae. Bases 41 to 358 code for a protein of 105 amino acids. The transcript is spliced from 4 exons. The record is from RefSeq and is a predicted model, not a curated record.
GAUCCUAGCAUCGGCCUCCAGAAUAAGGAUGGAAUGAUCCAUGUCGGGCAAGGUGUGCACGUCAACCAGGAAUCCGGGCAACAUGCGGAAAGCAGAGUGCGACUCCAUGUUUUGCAAGAUCACUGCUGCUUCCAUAGGGCUGCUUUUGACUACACCUGAGGGAGAAAGGUACCGCCAGGCUGAAAGGGCAGCCCGGCACCAGAAGAUACUGCGGUACCUGUCAGAAAAGCUGUCCUAUCUCAAGAGAAAUCACUACAAAGGCUCAUCCCUUUGCUGCCUGUCCUCCCCCGAUGCGUGGUCCCACCACAGACUGCCUAUGCUGUUGCAGGUCUGCCACCGCUUGCACCCCAUCUUGUAGCCUUUUUACCUUUUUCUUUAUAUUAAUUUAGCUUAAUUUAUAUGUUGCCAAUACUAUUGAAAUUGAACAAAUGUACUAUCGCAGCCAAUAUGAGCUGAAACGCCACUGCACGUGGCACGCGAUGAGAGUUGUCUCUCAGAUUGUUAAGCAAACGUUGCUGUGCGCUGAGGUAGAAACAAAUCACUUCUUGUGCUCGUUGCACCACUAUGCCGUUCCGUGCCGAUUUCCAGCUCAUAGUGGCACAAUGAGUGCAAGAAGCAACCUGCCUAAAACUCAGCAAACACAGAGGCUCACUGAAAAUCCGACAGGUGGCUCUGAUAGUACCACACGCCAUGCGUCAUGGCGCUUCAACUAAUAUUGGUCACAAUAGUACUUCCUCAAAUGUUUCUGGUUUUCUGUUCCACCUAGCCAUUCUGCCCAGCGAAACUAUAUAUGAUUUCAUAACUUCAUAAUAAAAAUA